UCGCUGAUUGGCCUCUGCCCGUACCACGUGCGGAGGUUCUUCUUUGGUUGGAGAAGGAAGUAGAGAGUCAAGUGUUUGUGUUAGACAAGUUAGAUUAAUCGCUAGUCACAAAUAUUAUUCAAAAUGCCUGAGUUUAAUUAUUCUCGAAAUAAAAAUCUUAAAACCAAAGCGAGCACCGGUCAUUCUAUUGAUCUGAAAAAAAGGUACAGAGAUACAGGAAUGGGGAAGAUGAAAAGUUUUGUAAAUUGUUUAUUGGUGGUCUAAACUACAGCACAACUGAAGAAGGCUUAAAGAGCCACUUUGAACAAUGGGGUGAAAUAGUUGACUGUGUUGUCAUGAGAGAUCUAACCACUAAAAGGUCCAGAGGGUUUGGCUUUGUCACUUAUAAAACUGAAGAUAUGUUGGAUGAAGCACAAAAGCACCGUCCCCACAAAGUAGAUAACAGAGAGGUUGACACCAAAAGGGCUAUUCCUCGUAGUGAAGCGGAUGAAUCUCAAGCUGCUGUGAAGAAAAUGUUUGUUGGUGGCCUGAAGGAAGGUACCACCGAAGAUGAAAUCAAAGAACGAUUCGAAAGUUAUGGUACAAUUGAAAAAAUAGAGUUGAUUAAAGACAAAGCUACUGGAAAGCAGAGAGGAUUUUGUUUUGUCACUUACAAUGAUCCUGAUGCAGUUGAUAAAUGUGUUUUGAGAAAACGCAUUCAGUUAAAUGGAAAAGUGGUUGAAGUGAAAAAAGCUGUGUCAAAAACUGAAAUCGAGAGAUCUGGUCGAGGUGGUAUGCGUGGAGGUUCCGACUAUGGUAUGCGUGAUAAUUUUGAUGAUAACUAUGGUGGUGGUGGUAACUGGAACAUGGGUGGUGAAAACAACUGGGGUAACUCAGGUGGUUAUCCAAACCAAGGUGGUGGUGGCUGGAACCAAGGUGGUCAAGGUGGCUGGAACCAAGGAUUUGGUCAAGGCAACAACACUGGUUGUUAUGGUGGCAAUUUUAAUCCUCGAGGCAACUUCAAUAAUAAUUUCAGGAGUGGAGAUUAUGGUAAUGAUGGAAACAAUUGGAAUAACCCCUCCAAUUUUGGAACUGGCUAUGGAGGGAGUGGCAAUACUGGCCCAAUGCGUGGUGGCAACUACUCUCAGCGAUCAAGUGGACCUUAUGGAGGUGGCUAUGGAGCUGGUGGUGGUGGUGGUGGUAUGGGUUAUAACAGACGGUAACUUCAUUAUUUCCUAUCAUUAUAACUUAGGUAUGGUUAAAUGUGGAACUGAUUCAUCAAAGCAUCUUCUCUAUCAAAAUGCUGACCAACUGGAGUACUUACUCUUGACCUGCUGAUUUAUUUGGUUUUUUUUCUUCUAUUUUUUUUUUCUACAUGAUUCAGAGAACCCCCAAGUUACACCAGACAGCUGCAAAAUAUACCAUCCUAAUUAAACCAAGCCAUAAAAUUGAAAAAGGGAAAAAAAAUAUUCAUAGACUGUUUCUUUUUAUAUUGUAAAUAUCAGUUUCAUAAAAAGAAAAAUUAGGUUGAAGAUUUCAAAAACCUCACAUUUUGUACAAGUCUUAAGAUUGUGCUUAUUCUUAUCUUUGCUACAUUGUCAUGGUUGGUAUUCUACUUUUAAGACCAAACUGUUUUUUUUUUAGAUGGUAUUGCUAAAGACAUUUAUUGUAUGGGUAACAAUAAUAAAAAAAAACAACAAAAGAUAAAACAACCAUCUCAUUUCCUACUUCAUAAAUAUCCAUACAAUUCUUUCAACCACUCCUAAUGCUAAUUUGUUUCACCUUCUGCACUUACACAUUCCUGCCAUCCAAUUUCAAUUAGCCUUGAUAAAACUCAAGGCUGCUAAUAAAAUAAUCUUAUUUCAUGACUUCUCUUCAUUUUAUGUCAAAAGAAAAGGGGGAAAAAA
Octopus sinensis (East Asian common octopus) is the source of this 1886-nucleotide messenger RNA. RefSeq names its product heterogeneous nuclear ribonucleoprotein A3 homolog 2. Bases 336 to 1202 code for a protein of 288 amino acids. Lineage: Eukaryota; Metazoa; Mollusca; Cephalopoda; Octopoda; Octopodidae. Gene Ontology annotation, molecular function: RNA binding. The transcript is spliced from 13 exons. The record is from RefSeq and is a predicted model, not a curated record.